Molecule: messenger RNA, 2106 nt
Organism: Trametes versicolor FP-101664 SS1
Lineage: Eukaryota; Fungi; Basidiomycota; Agaricomycetes; Polyporales; Polyporaceae
Exons: 8
Coding region: 1-2106 (701 amino acids)
Source: RefSeq, a predicted model, not a curated record
AUGGUCGGUACUCGUCCUGAAAACGUGGGGAAGCGGCCCGGGAAGGUUGUGGCACCAAAACCUAAACAUAAGACCGAGGAGGUGACAGCCACCAAGGAAGCCGCUCAAGCAGCGAAAAAGGGUAAAGCCGCAGCGAAGAAGAAGAAGCUUGAGGAGCUAGCCAAUAUGGAGGUUGAGAUGCAGGAGGAGGAGAAUGCCUCGCGCGCUCGCCGUUCUCAGCGGUUGAAGCCGAGCGCGGACUCCGGCUCCGUCAAGGGCACAGUGCCCAACAAGUCUGGAGAUAAGUGCGAUCAGAAACGGCGUAGGCCGCGUUCCCCGACGCCGCCGGAGACGUACACGAACGAUGAGGAAGAGCCCACUAUGGAGGUAGAUCCUUCUGCGGACACGUCAAACGUUGAGGAGAGCGACGGCGAAAAUGUAGAGCGUUCAGACUCUGCAUCUCAGUACGAAGAGGAAGCAGAGGACGGGGACGGGGACGGGGACUCUGAUGAAGAUGGCGAGGCUGACGAGGACGUUGACGAAACCCCGAGACCACCCCAGAAGAAGGCAAAGACGGACAGUAGGGUGAAGGAACCAACCGGUAAGGACAAGCUGCGUAAGAGCGUGCUGGCCGAGAAGGCAAGCAUGGCGAAGACGAGCUCUGCGAAACCCAAGACGGUCUCAGCGGCAGAGCCCAAGGCGUCGAAGUCAGCGCCUAGCAAGGACACUGCCACCGCGAAGACAAGGCCGCCCUCGCGCACUCUGUCUACUCCCGUCUCCCCGUACAUCGGAGGGAAUGUGAAGGCGGCUGAAAAGCCUAAGCCCAAGCCCAAGCCCAAGCCGAGGGCGGUGAAGCCGAAGGUGGCGGCUCCACAGCAGGAUGACGAUGAGGUCUGGAUCAUCGAGAAGUCGGCCGGCAACAGCAAGGUGAAGCAGGAGGAGAACUCCGAUGUGGAGAUGGAAAGUGGGGGGUACGUUCUGACUGAGGAUGAGGGUAAGGAGGCCGAGGCUGCCAAGAACAGCCCCGUCAAGAACGGUGUCAGGUUGACGAGCCAGGCUCUUGUCAAUGUGGCGACCAUUGACCUCACCACGCCCAAACUGGUUCACAAAGUUGCAAGGGCUGGAGUCAAUAUGCCGAAGGACAAGAUUCGAAGGAGCGUCUCGGGCUCCUCGAGCGGCUCUCGCGUUGAGAACGACGAAUCCGAAUCCGAUGACGAUGACGCUGCUCCAUCUUCAGGUGUAGGAAGGGCGAGCCGUCCCACACCUAAGAACUCACACCUUCCCGCGGGCGCGAUGGACAACAACGACUGGAAGAGGCUCUUCAUUCCUACAUUCCUGCGCAACCUCGGCACUCGUUCAAACUGUUGGCAUAUCCCUGACGCGACGUUGAUCAAUCUCCUGCAGAGCAUCUGGGAUGCCGUCUAUGGUGUCCGCAUCCCGCACAAGGUUGAGGCGGGCGACAUCGUCAUUGCUCUCGCCACACAGAGGAUGUACGAGUGGCGGGCCAGCUUCGGAAGCGGGGCCCUUCGCACGUUUGAAACGUUCUUUAGGAACAACCCCGACAAAUAUUCCGCUCACGAAGCGCGUAGUGCCUAUUGCGCAGACAUCUUGGAAGACUGUCGCCUGUUCUACGAGAACCCGGAGAAGAACGAUCAGACUGGCCUCUAUCAGUCCGUCUUCGUGCGCUCGUGCCUUGCGAUACACAUGGACGCUAUUCAGGGCGCCAUUGAUGUUCCGGGAAUGUACCAGUCCGACGAAGACAUGUACCCGUAUGGUGCGAUAGGUCUUUCGGCCUCAGCGACCUUUCGUGCGGCCACGCUGUGGAAGCUGCUGAGGGUAAAGUACGACAAGGAAAACCGGCCCGUCCCAAAGCGGGCGAUCAAUCCGGUAACCGGUAAAAACAGUAUCAAAGACGUCGAGUUCGGCAUAGUGAACUACGGGGCUAAGACCGCCGGCGCCGCCACUUCUGCGCGUGCCCUGUCCUUCCAGAGUCUCGACACCGUUGUUCGUCUCGCGCUCGAGAUCUCCCAGGUGCCCCCCGCAUCGUCUUCUGGGAGUGCGCCACCAGAGAAGAAGAAGAAGACCGGUGAUAUGGACUUUGCGCUCCUCGUCGAGGCGCGGGCCUAG